Tetrahymena thermophila SB210 is the source of this 3702-nucleotide messenger RNA. Its product is annotated as ATPase, histidine kinase-, DNA gyrase B. Gene Ontology annotation, biological process: phosphorylation; phosphorelay signal transduction system. The record is from RefSeq and is a predicted model, not a curated record. NCBI's taxonomy places the organism in Eukaryota, Ciliophora, Oligohymenophorea, Hymenostomatida, Tetrahymenidae. Gene Ontology annotation, molecular function: phosphorelay sensor kinase activity. The transcript is spliced from 2 exons.
AUGAUUAUAACAAUAGUAGAACAAAAAAAAAUCAAAGAAUUACACUAUAUUAUUUUGCUUUACUUUUUUAUAGCCUUAUAUAUUAUAGCUAGAGUUCUAAUACUAUCAAAUUUCUUAGUAGAAUCUUUAUACAGUUUAUGUUCUUCUUUUGCAAUAGCUUCUAUAUCUAUAAGAAAUGAGAUAUUCUCCCACAAGUAGGAUGCUCAAAGUUAAAAAAAGGAUGAGGAGUGCAGUCAACUGAAAUCAUUUGAGCAACCCCCAAAUUCGGAUUAAGUAAAAUUAAAACAAGUAUCAGGUUAAAUCCAUAAUUUAUCACACGGAUUAGUCAAUCCCUCAAAUAUUUAUGACAUGGAUUACUCUUAGAACUUUAACAUGCGCAAGAAGCAAACUCAUAGUUUGAAUAAUUCUAUAUACCAUACUAAAAGUAAAUAGCUCUCAGCAAAAAGUUAUGAAGAAAAGCAGUUUGCUUAAAUUAUUCUUUCCCAAAUACGAACAGGCAUAGCUCUUAUUAAUUCGCAAUUUCAAUUAGUUUACACAAAUAGGUAUUUAAAGCAGUAAAUGAAUACAUCAAAUUAAUCUAUUCUACUAUAGAAAUUACUUGGAGUAGAAAUAAUAUAGAAUUAAACUAGUCAAGAGGAUUGCUGUGAUGUUUCUGAAACAUGGAGUAAAACGCAUUUAAAUAACAACGAAAAUAAUCACAAUAAUCAAGAAUAAUUAUUAUAAAAAUAAACACUUAGCAGUUUUAAAACUAAUGUCAAUACAAAUAGUUCACAUAAUCGAAACUCAAAUCACCAACAAAACUAAGGAUUAGAUAGCCAUAGUUCAAUUGCAGAAAAAAGAUUUAACUAAAUUGAAACACUAAACAAUAUUACAGAAAUUUAAUCGAGGCUUUAUCCCAAUCAAAACAAUAAAAAAAAUAACAAUUAAACAAAGAAUAAAUUAACUUAACAAUAGCUAUCAUUUAUAGAAAAUAAAACAUAAUUAAAGCAAUUUUCUUAGUCAGAAAAGCUGAUACCAAAUAAAUAAUAAAGAGUAAAAUUUUAAAAGUGUGAUUAACUCCUUAACCAAGAUCUCAAAAAUGGGGAGAAACAAGAAGAAAAAUAAGAAUUUUCAUUCAAAUAGAAUGAAAUAACAUAUUUCUGCAAUGAAUCAAAAUGUAAUGAUGAAAAAAGGUAUAGGAAAAACUUAAAAAUGGCUCUUAAAAAUAUGCAUCAGUUGCUAAUCCCACCUAACAUUUUAUAAAUUUUUAAACGAUAAUAAUUAGUAUUACAAGAUGUUUUAGAAUAUCUAUUUGAAUGCUAGGAAAAACAAGAUAAAUAAAAUUGUUGGAGUAGUGAUGAUCUCAAUGAAAAGAAGAAAACAAAUUAAAUGCAAUAAGAUUAAAUUAUUGAAGCUUAAUAAGAAUAGUCAUAGAAUAUUAUUUAUUUAAUUGAGAAUAACAAUUUGGUGUUAAGUUUCAAACAGAAAUGGGAUAAAUCAAGCUAUAAGAAAAUAAGAGUCGGUUUUUAUGCUUCUAAAAAGGGUUAUGACCCAAGCGAGUUGUUUACAAAUGGAGUUGUUAUGAUUGAGGUACUAGAAGACUAUGAACUAUCAAAAACGAUAGAAGACCAUGAAAUAAAUGAAUACAAGAAUCGUAUGCUAGCAUCAGUCUCACAUGAGUUAAGAACACCUCUAAAUUGUAGUAUUUAGCUGCUUUAAUCACUCCUAUAAAGAGAUUAGGAAUAUUAAAAUAUGACCCCUUUGGAUGGGGAGAUAAAAGAAAUGAUAAUAAAGCCUGCAUUAAACUCUAACCUUUUAUUGUUAAAUAUUAUAAAUGACAUUCUAGAUUAUGGCUAGAUCAAUUAAGGAAAAUUAGAGCUUUAAUUUCAACCAUUUUCAAUUGUUGAUGCUAUUACUGAAUGCAUAGAUCUCAUUUACUUUUAAGCGAAUCAAAAAGGAUUGACAAUCGAAGUUGAGUUUGAUGUUAAUCUGCCAGAAUUGAUUUACUCAGAUUAAGGUCGCUUAAAAUAAGUUUUAUUGAAUUUGUUGAGCAAUUCUUUGAAAUUCACAGAUGCUGGCACUAUCAGAGUCAAUUCAGUAGUAGAAAAUUUUGACUUAAUAAGAAUAGAUGUAAGUGAUACAGGUUGUGGAAUUCCAGAAGAUAAUUUAGAGAAAGUCCUUUAAGCCUUUGGAAACAAGUCAACAGGUAAAUUUUUGAACACGAUUGGAGCAGGCUUUGGAAUGAGCAUAGCAAACAAUUUAGCUCUUGGGCUAGGUGGAAAUCGCUCCAUACAAAUCUAAUCAAAAGUAAAAGAAGGAUCUACAUUUACUUUCUAUGUCAUAAACAGAGCUAAAAAUAAAAAGGGAUGCUAGUAUAAGCUAAAAGAUGUAUUCAACCUUAAACUUGUUAGAUGGGAAACUCUCAACAGACUUGAUGUAUAGUCUACUUAUUUAAGAAAUAAAAAGCAAAAGACUAAGAUACCUUCAGAAUUAUUAAACAAUAAAUCCGACUUUGAUAAUCCAAGUCCUUCAUAAAUUGAUAAUCAAGACGUUUAGACCCUAUCUCACAAAACAAACACCUUUGUAAUAACGUACAGACCGAAAAGUGACAAUCUUAAACAAAUACCAACUCGUAGUUUCUCAAUUGGUCAGAGCAUAAAAUCAAAUUAAGAAAUAAAAACAAAAACAAAACAAAAUUCAUCAACGAAGUAUACAAAAAAAAAGAAUUCUAUUGUUGACUGCUUUGAAUAAAUGCAACAUAUAAAUCAGCAAAACUAAAUUUAAGAACAAUAAUAUUAUUAGCAAGAUUAGUUUUCAUGUCCUUAUCUAUAUAAAAGCGAAUAAAAACUUUAGAUUAUUGAAUCUUGUUAGAUUUUAGAAGAUCAACAAAGUGAUUUGGUUUUUAUGUUCGCAAGCGAUAUACCUAAAAACACAACAAAAAAAUAUUUUAGAGAUUUUCUUUUCAUAGGUGAUGAAACAUCAAUUAGUUUAAGUCAUAGAAGAAGUUUUGAUACUGUGAAUGACGAAACGAAAUACUCUCAAGACUAAUUAGAAAGCAAAAACAGUUCUUCAGUUAAAACGCCAAAAGUUGUUUCAUUGUUGAAUAAAGCCUAAUCUAUUAAUAAUUAAAAAGCAGUUUAGUUUGAUAAAAAUAAUUAAACAUUCACAAAUAAAUUAUUAGAAAGUACAAUAAUUAACAGCAACUUGUAAAACAACAAUAUAUUAAAACAAGGCAUCUCUAGCUAGAAUUCCAUCACAAAUUUGUAACAAGAUGGAAAAAUAGUGAUCAAGCAAUUCAAUUAAAUUCAAUCUUGUAACUGUUCAAAAAUAUUGGUGGUUGACGACAAUGAUUUUAAUCUCUAUGCUAUCUAAAUGUGCCUUAAAUAAUAUGGUUUUGUAAGUGAAAAAGCAACAAGUGGGUUUAUGGCUAUUGAUAAAAUAAAAUAAAAAUUAAAAUAAUCUGAUUGUUGUUUAACUUAUAAGUUAAUUUUCAUGGAUAUAGAUAUGCCCAUAAAAGAUGGCUACGAGACAACUAAAAACAUUUUAUAAUACUUUUAAAAAAAGAAUAUACCUCCACCAAAAAUAUCAGCCUGCACAGCUUAUGUGUAAGAAAAAGAAAGGAAAAAAGCAUUUGACUGCGGAAUGUCCUACUAUCUUACUAAACCAAUCAAUAGCUUUGAACUUGAAAACAUAUUAAAAAUAGAAUUUAAUUUUAAAAAAUGA